AUGGGUGACACGGGGACAGUGGAAGUGGAGGCCUGGUGGGCCACUGUGGUGUCCCCUGGUGGAGGUCACUCUGCUCUCUUGCAGGUCUCUGACAUUGUAGACGCCCCCCAAACAGAGGGCCUGAGCUCCCAGGAACCCGGCGGCAUCUUCACCGACCCUGAGGUCGGUGGGAUUGUGGGGCUGGCCUAUCCCUCUCUGGCCUCCCUGUACUCGGUGCCCGUGUUUGACAACAUAGCACACAGGCACCUAGUGGCCCGAGAUCUGUUCUUGGUUUACGUGGACAGUGUCAUGGUUGGUGGCAUCGUGGUGGCCUGUGACAGUGACUGUCAGGCCAUCCGGGACACGAACACCUCCUUGCUGGUUGGGCCCAGCAGCAACAUCCUCAGCAUCCAGAUGGUCAUUGGAGCCACACAGGGUCAGUAUGGCCAGGCCCAGGGCUCCUGCGCCAGUGGCUUCCAGGGUGACAGUUCCCAGCAGUGGAUCCUGGGGGUUGUCUUCAUGCAGGAGCAUUAUAGCGUCUUUGACAGCGCUGACAACCACAUGGGGCUGGGCAAGGCAGUCUGA
Messenger RNA from Equus quagga, 564 nucleotides. Its product is annotated as chymosin-like. Gene Ontology annotation, molecular function: aspartic-type endopeptidase activity. NCBI's taxonomy places the organism in Eukaryota, Metazoa, Chordata, Mammalia, Perissodactyla, Equidae. The record is from RefSeq and is a predicted model, not a curated record. Bases 1 to 564 code for a protein of 187 amino acids. The transcript has 4 exons. Gene Ontology annotation, biological process: proteolysis.